This is a messenger RNA of Myotis davidii, 2782 nucleotides long. It is a transcript of the gene TMPO, whose product is annotated as thymopoietin. Gene Ontology annotation, molecular function: DNA binding. The record is from RefSeq and is a predicted model, not a curated record. Lineage: Eukaryota; Metazoa; Chordata; Mammalia; Chiroptera; Vespertilionidae. Bases 622 to 2682 code for a protein of 686 amino acids. The transcript has 5 exons.
UUCGCGGGCCGUGUCCCGAGAGUGAGGCAGGCCCAGCCGCGGUCCCUGCAGCUCAGCUCAGGGACGCCCGAUCCCGGGGAGGAAGGCUCCUUCUCCAGUCGGGAGGGGGGAGGAAACGGCGCACAAAAGCAGCCCGACUGGUUCCUUAUCAGCGUCCAGGGGAAGGGUGGGGAAAGGGGAAACAGAAAUGGGCCAGCGCGGAGCUCCCGCCCGAGCGGCUUUUAAACUGCGUUUCCACAGCCUCUCGCAGGGCGCCGCGGCUAAUGGAACCCGCGCGAGGCGUCGGGCCAAUCAGCGCCGCGCUUCCUCCGGCCGCCGGCCAAUGGCGGCGCGCGUUCUUGGGGCGUGGGCGAAGCAGACUGCUUUCCUUGGCUGUCGUGUGUGGGCUGGGGUUGGUGCGGGCUGCACUUGGUCCGCAGUUCUGCGCCGGGGGCUUUUGUGUCCGCCUUUUGCUUUGCUUUCUGUGCGCGUUUUUGUUUUUUUUGUUUUCUUUCCUCCGCGCGCUGCUCCCCAGCGGAAGCCGUGAGGCUCGGAGGCAACAGCCCUCACCCCAGGCGAGGAGCGAGCGCGCCAGCGUGAGCACCGGAGUGACGGCUGCGGGGAAGGGGGUUCGCCGCGGAGAUGCCAGAGUUCCUGGAAGACCCCUCGGUCCUGACGAAGGAGAAGUUGAAGAGUGAGUUGGUGGCCAACAAUGUGACACUCCCGGCGGGGGAGCAGCGCAAAGACGUGUACGUGCAGCUCUACCUGCAGCACCUCACGUUUAUUUUAGAUAUUUGGGAGAAAAAUAUAACAAGACUCUUGCUUUCUGCUAUGUUAAUAAAUGCUGCAUCCCAAAAUCACCUGAUACUCAUUGAAAUACAGAUUCUCAGGCCCAAGAUUAGGACUCAUACUGGGAAAGCGACAAAGAAAACUGAUAAACCCAGACUAGAAGAUAAAGAUGACUUAGAUGUAACUGAACUCACUAAUGAAGAUCUUCUGGAUCAGCUUGUGAAGUAUGGGGUGAAUCCUGGCCCUAUUGUGGGAACAACCAGGAAGCUAUAUGAGAAAAAGCUGUUGAAACUGAGGGAACAAGGAACAGACUCAAGAUCUUCUACUCCUUUCCCAACAAUUUCUUCUUCAGAAAAUACAAGACAGAAUGGAAGUAAUGAUUCUGACAGAUACAGUGACAAUGAAGAAGGAAAGAAGAAAGAACACAAGAAAGUGAAGUCCACUAGGGAUUUUGUUCCUUUUUCUGAACUUCCAACUACUCCCUCUGGUGGAUUUUUUCAGGGUAUUUCUUUUCCUGAAAUCUCCCCCCGUCCUCCUUUGGGCAGGACUGAACUACAGGCAGCUAAGAAAGUGCAUUCUUCUAAGGGAGACCCACCUAGGGAACCUCUUAUUGCCACAACCUUGCCUGGCAGGGAACAGUUGCACAAGUUAGCCUCUGGAGGGAAUUUGUUUAUUUCCUCCAGUUCUAGCCAUGAUAGACGUUUAGAGAAAAGUUCUUCGACAUCUUCUCAGCAUGAACUCGCUGCCAUGUUGGUCUCUGCUGCAGCUUCUCCUUCACUGAGUAAAGAAACCACCACUACUUGCUAUAAAGACAUAGGAAAUAUUUACUGUGGAGAGAAAAGUGGAAUUCAACCAUUUUGUACUGAGAGGUCCCAUGGUUCAAGUCAGUCGAUUCUGUCCAGUAAAAGGAAAACACUAGAAGAGUCUGAGAGAUCACAAGUAAUUUCUCCACCACUUGCUCAGGCAAUCAGAGAUUAUGUCGAUUCUCUGUUGGUCCAGAGUGGGGUUGGUAGUUUGCCUGGAACUUCUAACACUACACCCUCACUGGAUAUAGAAAACAUAUGGAAGAGAAUUGAUCCAUCUAAUUUUCAAGAAACUGAAUCUCUGUCUCCUCCACGAAAAUUGCCUAGACUGAGUAAAAGGUUAGGAGAGGAAAAGGAUUCAGGUUCCUUUGUGGAAUUUCAAAAUAUACGUGGAUCUGAAUCCAUGUCUUCUUUUGCUACAACUGUUGUCUCUCGCUCACUUGCUACCUUAGGCAUAGAGACGUCUAAGCAAUCACAGCAUGAUAAAGUAGAUGCCUCAGAACUAUCUUUUCCUUUCCACGAAUCUAUUCUAAAAGUAAUUGAAGAGGAGUGGCAGCAAAUUGACAGGCAGCUGCCUUCAUUGGCAUGCAAGUAUCCAAUAUCUUCAAAAGAGGCAACACAGAUAUUAUCAGUUCCAAAAGUAGAUGAUGAAAUCCUGGAGUUUAUUUCUGAAACCACUCCACCAGCAGGUAUUCAGGUAGCUUCAACUGAUAAACAGUUGGACUCAGCACUUUGUAGAGCAUAUGAAGCUGCAGCAUCAGCAUUGCAGGUUGCAACCCAUACUGCCUUUGUAGUUCGGGCUAUGCAGGCUGACAUUAGUCAGGCUGCACAAAUUCUUAGCUCAGAUCCUAGUGAUAGCCACCAGGCACUUGGGAUUCUGAGCAAAACAUAUGAUGCAGCCUCAUUUCUUUGUGAAGCUGCAUUUGAUGAAGUAAAGAUGGCUGCCCAUACCAUGGGAUCUUCCACUUUAGGUCGCCGUUACCUCUGGUUGAAGGAUUGCAAAAUUAAUCCAGCUUCUAAGAAUAAGCUGGCUGUUACUCCCUUUAAAGGUGGAACAUUAUUUGGAGGAGAAGUAUACAAAGUAAUAAAAAAGCGUGGAAAUAAACACUAAUCAAGUUAAAAAUAAAGAUGCCCAUCUUAUCUUUGAUAUAGGGAACUUAGCAGAUUUUCUAGGAAUUUUAAGUACUUUUAAAUCAAAAAAUUUUUAAGGU